Molecule: messenger RNA, 501 nt
Organism: Mastomys coucha (southern multimammate mouse)
Lineage: Eukaryota; Metazoa; Chordata; Mammalia; Rodentia; Muridae
Product: interleukin-3-like
Exons: 5
Coding region: 1-501 (166 amino acids)
Biological process (GO): immune response
Cellular component (GO): extracellular region
Molecular function (GO): interleukin-3 receptor binding; growth factor activity
Source: RefSeq, a predicted model, not a curated record
AUGGUUCCUGCCCGCUCUUCCACCAGCAUCCUCUCCAUGCUGCUCCUGCUCCUGAUGCUCUUCCACCGGGGACUCCAAGCUUCCAUCCGAGGCUCGGAUACCUACCAUUUAACCAGCUGGUUGAAUUGCAGCUCUAUUGCCGAGGAGAUUGGGGGGAAGCUCCCAAAAUCUAACCUUACUAAUGAGGACGAAACAACUAAUCUGAUGAAUCAUACCUUGCGGAGAGUAAACCUGUAUGAAUUCCUAGAAAGCCAAAGGAAAUUGGAUCCUGAGGACAGAGGUGGCAUCAAGUCCAAUCUUCAGAAACUUAAAUGUUGCCUGCCUGCCUCUGUGACUGACUCUGAGCUGCCAGGAGUCUACAAUGAAGAUCUGAAUGACUUUCAGAACAAACUGAGAUUCUAUGUGACCCAUCUUAACAAUCUGCAGCCAGUGCUGAUCUCUAGACUACCUCAGCUCACGUCUGGUUCUGGCACUUCUAACCCUGGAACCGUGGAAUGUUAA